Molecule: messenger RNA, 1470 nt
Organism: Alternaria incomplexa
Lineage: Eukaryota; Fungi; Ascomycota; Dothideomycetes; Pleosporales; Pleosporaceae
Exons: 2
Coding region: 1-1470 (489 amino acids)
Molecular function (GO): protein serine/threonine phosphatase activity
Source: RefSeq, a predicted model, not a curated record
AUGGGCGCCGACAGGAGUGACGGCUCCGGCUCCGGCUCCUCGAAUACGGAAGCGGUCGCAUCCGGAUACGACGAAAAGACACCUCUACUCGAGAAAACCCAGGAGGGCCCCUACGAAGACACCAAGCGGCGAAGGAGAUGGCUGUAUCCGUCGCGCAUAUCCGACGGCAUCGUCGCGGUCGUGGGCGUCCUCGCAACCCCCUUUGUCUAUACGGGGCAAUGCCUUGUGGCCGCCUUCUACUACGAAGAGGAUGGCCACUUCUCCUUUCUCGCCCCGAUCUACCACAUCUCGCGGACAUUCACUCGCGGACGUCGGAAAAAGGUUGCGGCGCACGCUUCACGAGCCUCGGCUGCCCCGGACCGUAGCGAGAAAGGCACGCGCAAGAGUCGCAGUUCGAGUGUCGCGCAGCCCGUCAUGAAACAACCCACGAGGCGAUCACUGUCAAUAGCAUCAACCUCGACCGCCAUGACGUCCGACUCGGAGAGCGAGCGAUCUCCCACACGCGACCCAGACACCGACAGCCCGUCGCGCCACACCCGCUCCAAGUCCAGCGCAACCGCACGAGCAGACGAAAUCGCCCCGGCCAAGAGGUCGAUACGCAUCACGCUACAUCACAAUGAGGACGCUUUGAGGCAACGCAAGGCAGCGAAGAAGGCCCAAUCGUCCAAAAGUAACUCCGUCUCCUCCGAGGCUGCCGCUUCCCUCAAGUCCCCCACUGGGCCGGCAACCGCGUCUUCGAAACAAUUGACCAAGUUCCCACGAGCGCCCCAACCCCCGCGCCCCCUCGUGCCACGCCGCCAGCCCUCGUACUCCGCUAAAGGCGUAUCCGCUGUCGGGCCGCACCAGAAGACGCUCAUCAUCGAUCUCGAUGAGACCUUGAUCCACAGCAUAGUCAACGGCGGUCGCUUCCAGACGGGCCACAUGGUAGAGGUCAAACUCCAGGCAUCCGUCGGCGCCGACGGGCAGGUUAUAGGUCCCCAGGUGCCGCUCCUAUACUAUGUUCACAAACGGCCGUAUUGCGACGAUUUUCUGAAAAAGGUUAGUAAGUGGUACAAUCUGAUCAUAUUCACCGCCUCGGUACAGGAGUACGCAGAUCCCGUCAUCGACUGGCUGGAGGUGGAGCGCAAGUAUUUUGCAGGCAGGUACUAUCGACAGCACUGCACUGUUCGCAACGGGGCUUACAUCAAGGACCUUGCUCAGGUCGAGCCCGAUCUCAGCAAAGUCAUGAUUCUUGAUAACAGCCCCUUGAGCUACGUUUUCCAUCCUGGUAAGUUCACCCUCCGUCCAGUGCGCCCACUUGUGCUCGUACUGAUUGUGCAUCCAGACAAUGCCAUUCCCAUCGAAGGCUGGAUCAGCGACCCAACAGACCACGAUCUGCUGCAUCUUAUCCCGCUGCUCGAAGGCUUGCAGUAUGUCACCGACGUGCGUGCGCUGCUUGCGCUUCGGCUCGGCAUGCCCGCAUCCGCCUAG